Geodia barretti is the source of this 215-nucleotide messenger RNA. The record is from the annotation of a GenBank genome assembly. NCBI's taxonomy places the organism in Eukaryota, Metazoa, Porifera, Demospongiae, Tetractinellida, Geodiidae.
UUGGUCCACUUGCUGCUAAUGCUGUGUCUAGAAAGCGCACUUCCCCAACAUGGACCCACUCAGUUGAUAGUGCUAACACCAGGUGCCACGUGUAGUAGUAGUUGGGUGCUGCUCCAUCUCCUCUCAGAGGAACAUGGACUGUCGAUAAAGAGGUACAUGAAGUAACUGACUGAAUAGUGUAGUUUGCUAUUUUGAUGGAGUUAGCUGUUAGCACC